Ochlerotatus camptorhynchus is the source of this 1067-nucleotide messenger RNA. RefSeq names its product all trans-polyprenyl-diphosphate synthase PDSS2-like. The transcript has 3 exons. Lineage: Eukaryota; Metazoa; Arthropoda; Insecta; Diptera; Culicidae. Gene Ontology annotation, cellular component: mitochondrion; transferase complex. Gene Ontology annotation, biological process: ubiquinone biosynthetic process; isoprenoid biosynthetic process. The annotation marks the transcript as partial. Gene Ontology annotation, molecular function: prenyltransferase activity. The record is from RefSeq and is a predicted model, not a curated record.
GUCUCUGAUCUACAACGACAAAAGCCAGCAGGCAUGGGGGCUGAUCAUAUUGCUAAUUUCCAAGGCAGCUGGGCAUACGGCCUCCGUGCCGGAGAUGGAUCAGGAUCGCAGCGUAGGAGUACUGCACUCGCAACGAGCCCUGGCCGAAGUAACCGAAAUGAUCCGCAGUUCCCAGUUGAUCCAUCAGGGCGUUAUCAACCUGCAAUCGAUGGACAAUGCCGGGAAUGAUCUGAGCGGGGACAGUGAUAUGGUUUUCGGGAACAAGAUCGCACUGCUGGGAGGGGACUACCUGCUAGCGCAUGCCAGUAAGCAAAUUGCUUCCCUAAGGAAUCAAGAUUUGAACAUGCUAAUGACAUCCGCCUACCGGGACUUGGCAGAGUCCGCGUUCAUAGGCGAAAGUGACGAUCAGAACAAUCCGCUACCAUCGAAGCCGAAUACACCUGCCCGAACGAACACCCCGGAAUGUACACUGCAAGAGCUGGACUUUGGAGACGUGCGAGACAACAUGGAACCGAUGCUGAUUGACGGAGUCAUGGGACACCCGGAGAAAGAAUGGUCUCUCAGACACGUUCUGGGCGGUGGAAGCCUUCUGGGUAAAAGUUGCCACGGAGCUUUGAUGUUGGCAGGACACCCGGAUGAGCUGCAAAAGCAAGGCUAUCUUUUCGGAAAGCACAUGUCCCUGGCCUGGCAGGCCUCGAUCGAGCUGCAACCGUUCCUGCUCAAUCAGCUUCCACUAGGAAACACAUUCAGUUUGGUGUCCGCGCCGGUCCUGUUCCACUUGGAGUACGAUCCAAGCGUCUACGAAUUUAUCGAACAGGGCAAGAUCUCAAUUGAGGACGUGGAUUAUGCGGCUCUCCAUCAGGAAAUCAUCCAGGGACCAGGGCUGGAGAAGACGAGAAACCUUCAGAAGAAGCACAGUAUGGCAGCAAUGAACGUGUUGGACCGGUUUCCCACCACCGAUGCCCAAACCGCUCUGCAGAAUAUCAUUCUGGCCAUGCAGCAGCUGUGAGAUUAUAAACUUUUGAAUUUAGCUUAGCGAUAUAUACGUGCAUAUUUCGCGAAUCUUA